This is a messenger RNA of Bactrocera oleae (olive fruit fly), 2286 nucleotides long. The record is from RefSeq and is a predicted model, not a curated record. Lineage: Eukaryota; Metazoa; Arthropoda; Insecta; Diptera; Tephritidae.
UAACGUUUUUUCUUGUUUAAUAUGUUCAUGUACACUGUCCUAAAACCAAAUGAUCACUUUAUCUGAAAAGAUGCUUUAAAUACCAUAAAUACAAGCGGAAGUAUUUACUUCUUAUCAAUUUGUGUAUUUUUGUGUUUCUUAUCAAUAGCAUGUUCCGUUAUUUUUUGCGGUAAUUGCUAAACACUUAACAUACUCCAUUCAAAUUGUUUUGUAUGUAAAUAAGUUGUUUAGCUACUUACAUAUAUAAAUAACUAUAAGCACAAAUCAGUAUAAUAUUAUAUUAUAUAAUAGCUGAGUAAAAGGGCAUGAGGGCAUGCCACGUAUAUUUUUCUCACUGCUUAAGCUGACUUAAGAAUCGGCACACAACAAUUCACUUUCGCUGUUACUUGUAGGAGGGUUUGUUGUUCAGGGACGCCCAGUUAACUUGCGCAGAUCAGACUAGUUCAGUUGGAUUUUAGCAUUCUGUAGGCUAUUAACUGAGUACCGCAAGCUCAACAAUCAUCUGGUUUGGGUGUGCGCACACGCUACCGCCACUCUUUGUCUUGAACCAAAAGCAAAACGCCAAAUAACAGCAAGCUACAAGAAAAGUGUAUGAAGUGAAGGGUAACAAGACAAGGCAAACAAAACAAAAACAAACAAGUAAACAACCAACCAAACAAGCCGCAGAUUGUACAACAACAAUGACAGUAUACGACGAGCUGUAUGAGCGCCUCUCAAAGGUCGGUCAGGAGCAUUUGCUAAAAUUCUGGGAUGAGUUGACACUCGAUCAGCAGGAGAUAUUGGUGCGCGAUAUAGACGAACUCAACCUGAAAGAAUUGAAGUUAUAUUUUGAACGCGCCACAGCAUCACUGCAAGAGGAUGGCAUUAAGCUGGAUGAUCGCAUGCAACCAGUGCCCGAGGAGAAGCUAGCAAGCAUUGAGCGCACGGCCGAAGAGCGUCUCAAGGCUUAUGAAGAAGAGGGUAUGCGUCAGAUCAGCGCGGGACAUGUAGCUGUUUUGCUAAUGGCUGGUGGACAAGGCACCCGUUUGGGUUUCGCCCACCCAAAGGGUAUGUACGACGUGGGUCUACCAUCGAAAAAAUCGCUCUUUCGCCUACAAGCCGAACGCAUACAGAAACUGGAGGAAUUGGCUUAUGCCGCCACUGGCAGUCGUGGCAACAUCACAUGGUACAUCAUGACAUCGGAGCCCACAAUACAACCAACAAAUGAAUACUUCAUGGCCAACAACUAUUUCGGACUGAAAAGAGAGAAUAUCAUACUCUUCGAACAGGGUUCAUUGCCAUGUUUCGAUUAUGAUGGUCGCAUUAUAUUGGAUCAAAAGAAUCGUGUCGCACGCGCACCUGACGGUAAUGGUGGAUUGUACCGGGCGUUGAAGCAACAAGGCAUACUGGAUGAUAUUAAAAAGCGCGGCAUUUUAUAUUUGCAUGCGCACAGUGUGGAUAAUAUAUUGAUUAAGGUGGCCGAUCCGGUUUUUAUCGGUUAUUGUGUACAAGAGAAUGCCGACUGUGCAGCCAAGGUGGUGGAGAAAUCACAUCCCAACGAAGCCAUCGGUGUGGUCGCCAUAGUCGAUGGCAAAAAUCAGGUGGUGGAGUAUAGCGAAAUUUCGGCGAAAACCGCUGAAAUGCGCAAUUCCGAUGGACGUUUAACUUUUAGCGCCGGUAAUAUAUGCAAUCAUUUCUUUUCGGCAGCUUUCUUGCAUCAAAUCGGUGACACAUAUGAGAAAGAGCUGAAACUGCAUGUGGCCAAGAAAAAGAUACCAUUUGUUGAUAAUUCGGGCAAACGUAUUACGCCAGAAAAACCCAACGGUAUCAAAAUUGAAAAGUUCGUCUUCGACGUAUUUGAGUUUGCGCAAAAGUUCGUCGCUAUGGAAGUGCCACGUCACAGCGAGUUUAGCGCGCUAAAGAAUGCCGACAGCGCGGGCAAAGAUUGCCCAACGACGGCACGCGCAGAUUUAGCGCGUCUACAUAAGCGUUAUAUUGAAGCAGCUGGUGGCAUUGUGCAUGGUGAGGAAUGUGAGAUUUCGCCGUUUGUAAGUUAUGCUGGCGAAAACUUGACGCCACUGGUGGCUGGCAAAUCAUACACAAGUCCCGUUUACUUGCGCAGCAAUCGUGAUCCCUACCAUGGACACCUGUGACUUGAUUAAGUUUUAGAUAUGUGAAUAUGCUGAUAAAUAUCAAUAAGUAGUUGACUGAUGUUAACUGUGUAUGUACAGUUGUAAAUGCAGUUUAUGCUAGAUUUGUAUUUGUAUAGUUUUUGUUAUGAUUAAUAUAAAAAUUUAUGUAAAAUCU